Saccoglossus kowalevskii is the source of this 2057-nucleotide messenger RNA. RefSeq names its product TNF receptor-associated factor 6-like. Gene Ontology annotation, cellular component: plasma membrane signaling receptor complex. Gene Ontology annotation, molecular function: protein binding; ubiquitin protein ligase activity; zinc ion binding. Gene Ontology annotation, biological process: innate immune response; regulation of apoptotic process; lipopolysaccharide-mediated signaling pathway. The record is from RefSeq and is a predicted model, not a curated record. NCBI's taxonomy places the organism in Eukaryota, Metazoa, Hemichordata, Enteropneusta, Harrimaniidae.
CCGUCGUAUCGUGCUUGUGUUCCAACCUGAUUUUGCUCUACAUCAGCUGUAUAAUCUUUCUUCGUAUCAGUUCAUGUCUUUGUUUCAACAUCUGGCACGACUUCAUGAUUAGAAUUUCCCUCGCCAGAUGCUUUGAUAUCAUGUAGUAAUAUGGCAUCUGAAAUUAGAAGGAACAACGUUGGACAAAACCGGAAACAAAAGAAAGAGCCCAAUCAAGGCUAUGAUGCAGAGUUUAUUCCCGAGCUAGAAAAGAAAUAUACCUGUCCAGUAUGUCUAGUGGCUAUGAGGGAUCCUGUUCAAACCAAAUGUGGGCAUAGAUUUUGUAAGCCCUGUAUGAAAGGAGUCUGUGGGAACAAAAGAUAUGUAAAAUGUCCAGUUGAUAACACGUGGUUCGAUAGUAUUGGUGACGUGUUUGAUGAUAUUGCUACAAGAAGAGAAGUAUUGUCACUAUUAGUGUUGUGCAAUUAUCAACCAAAUGGAUGUGAAUGGAAAGGUGAACUAAGAGAAUUGCAGGAACACAAUUCAAUUUGUCCGUUUGAGAAGUUGACCUGCCCAAACAGUUGCAGUGAACAAUUCUUUAGAAAGUGUAGAGAGAACCAUUUAGAAGAAUGCCCGAGACGACAGGUAGAUUGUAAACACUGUGGAGACAAAAUGAUAUUCAAUGAUUUGAUGAGACACGAGUUAUUACUGUGCUCAAAGUUCCCAGUCAGCUGUGCACUAUGUGGUCAGCAUGGAAUAAUAAGAGAAGAGAUUCCUCAACACGUCGACAUUACUGGAGGUGAUUGUCCAAACACGAUGAUUCCCUGUACAUUUCAACAUUUAGGAUGCCAAAUUACUGUGAGAAGGUGCGAGAUGAACAUCCAUUGUCAAGAAGCUUCAAGUCAUCACUUAAUGUUAUUAUCAAAUACAGUACUGAGCCAGAAAUCACAACUAGAUAACGCCAAAAGAGAACUCAAUGAAACUAAGAUGAAAUAUAAUGAUUUAUCAAAUAAAUACAAAGCAAUUAAAAAAGAGCUGUUGGACAAAGACUGUAUUAUGAAUGCGCAAACUGAAAAAUUGGACUUCCUCGAAAACACGAACUUGAAUGGAAGGUUGCUUUGGAAGAUGGAAUUAGCUGAAAAAGAUGGCGGCGGCCAUUUAAUCAGCCCAUCUUUCUAUACUGGUUGUCCGGGAUACAAACUUAGUAUACAGGUUGAACUAAGUGCUUACGUGGGACGAAAUGAAACUUAUUCGUCGUUAUUUGUAGUUCUUGAGAAAGGACGAUACGAUGAAAAAGUGCAGUUUCCAUUCAGCGCAACAUGUAGGGUUACAGUGUACGACCAAGAUGGCUGCCAAAAUACAUCAAAGAAAGAUUUCACAACCGAUAUCCUCUGUAGUGAGGUUGCCAUGGCACCUGAUAAUGGGUGUAAUGAAAACCAAAAAAGAGGAAGAUUAAUGUUCAUGAUGACCAGUAAACUGACCAGUGGCCAGUAUGCACGUGAUGGAAAUGUAUAUAUGAAUAUAGAAGUCCUUCCGGCUUCUCGUACUAUAACUAGAUUAUGAAUACUGUAAAAUGACUAAUUUUCACUGGGUUUAAAUUUCACGGAUUUACCAUUUCAGGCAUAUUCAGCGAGUUUUAAAUUCACUGUUUUAUCAUUUAGGUAAUGUGUUCUAUGCUAAAUUUUACAUAUUCACUGGGUUUUAAUUUAGCGCAUUUUCCAGUCGGCGAAAUAAGCAAAAUUAAAACCCAGUGAAUAAUUAACCCCUUUGCGGUAACUGAUGAGUCGAAAUAUUUUUAUGUAAUAUGUUAAUAUUUUUAAGCUUUAUUUUUAAUUAAUCGUUUGAGAAAUAUUUAUUUCAUAUUGUACGUUGCCAUAUUCAACUGGUCGUAAUUUCAGAGCACAUGUUAUAUUAUGUCAUCUUUGAAAACUAAUAUUAUAUUACUGCUCGAGUCUUUCCAAACUGUAAAGAAAUAUUUACGAAAUGUUUGUUUAUUCAUUGUCGUAUUUAUAUCUUUCAUCAUUAACCUUGUAAUGUGCAUAUUAUUAACUAAUAUUUUAAUAAAAUUAAUUUUUUUA